CCCGCCGCCGCUGCUGGACGCUGCCGCUUGCCGCAGGUGUCGGCGGGCGCGCUGUCCCUGUACCUGGCCAACCUGUCGCCGGAGGACGUGAUCGCGCAGCGCCGCCGCGCCAAGUGGCUGCACCUGCUGGCCGUGGGCUGCGUCAUGCUCUCCAUGACCUCGGACGUGGUCAAGAUGGGCUUCGGCCUCGACCCCGCCCUCCCCUACAACGCCUCCAUGCGCUACUACGAACCGCCAACAUCCUAACGUUCCGCGAACACUUCCCUAUUUUCUUAAUAUUUCUUAAAGAAAAAAAGAUAAUAAUACAAAAGGCGGGUUCUGACAAAAACUUUAGAAGCGAUGGGCCGCUUUUGUUUGUCCUGAAAUUGAUCUGCUGGAGACCAUUGUGGGGACGCUUCUCUGGGAGGGCAUGCUUCAUCUCCACCGCUAUACAUAGCAAAUGACUUUCCUCCUCAACUCGUUAACGAUGCCAGGGCCAGGCGGCCAGGCAGGAGGCUAGGCGGGCUGGGGCUGGCAGCUGUGUAGGGAGGGGCGGGGCUGGAGAGGGACUCGUUGGUCGGCAGGACGGAGUGGACAUUUUUCUAAGGACCAAUAUACAAUAUCUGGGGGUAACUUAAAAAUCUCAUAAUUUCUAUGCGUUGAUCUGACCUAUCAGUAUUUUGUAAACAAACGAUGCAUUUAACAAAAAAAAAUGAAAAAAAUAAGAUAGUUUGUAAGUGUCUGUGACGGAAAUAAACGUGACUUCAGUAUUUUAUGUAAACAA
Thrips palmi is the source of this 763-nucleotide messenger RNA. RefSeq lists its product as uncharacterized. The transcript has a single exon. The annotation marks the transcript as partial. Lineage: Eukaryota; Metazoa; Arthropoda; Insecta; Thysanoptera; Thripidae. The record is from RefSeq and is a predicted model, not a curated record.